GGUUUAGUAGUUGUACAGAAUCUCGAUUGUCGUUGUUCGUGCACGCCUACACCAGGCUGUGUGAGCCCAGCCGUCAAAUACUCGAGAUACAAGUUUUAUAGAGCCAUACCUAUUCUUUGUCACAAUUCUGGGUAUAGUGUGGAAGAAAGAAUCAAUGGAUUCUGCCGCCCUGCCAUUUACUAAUUCCUCCAUUAAACAACAUCCUGCUCCUCAAAAUUUCGAUUUGAAGCCCUCGAAAAUUUCAGCAACUUUCUGCAGAUGUGAACUCAGCCCCCAGUCAUCAUCCUCGUUAUCGAAUGCAAACAGCGGUGCAGUUCGCCAGCUGCCCACUCGCUCCACCUCAAUUAAGCUGUUGCAGGCCCUCAAGAAGGAAAAUAACCCUUUGAAGGCCUUCACAAUGCUUCAAGGGGCCAUAACCCAAAAGGGGUUUACUCCCCACCCUUUAGUCUGCGAAUUCCUCAUUCAUCGCCUGGGAUGUGCAGGGCAUUUGGAACAAAUGCGGUAUGUUUUGAGCUUAAUGAGUGAGCCAACAGAGAAAGCCUUCUCCAGCGUCACUAUGAGCUACGCCAAAGCGCACAUGGUCGACCAUGCCCUUGGAGUCCUUGACGAAAUGCAGGUAGCACGAUUCACACCCACUAACAAAAUCUACAACAUUUUGCUGAAUUUUCUUAUUAAUGAAAACAAGUUUACUAUGGCGGAAUCACUGUAUUCGCAAAUGAUGACUGUUGGGAUCCAACCAGAUGUUAUGACCUACAAUACAUUGAUCAAGGCGCAAUGUAAGGCUGGCAACAUGGCUUCUGCAUUUAGUUUGUUGAAAAAUAUGUCUUCCGACUUUGGUUUGGUCCCUAAUGAGGUAACAUACAAUACUCUUAUGGCUGGUUUUAUUCGGGCGGAUAGGAUAGAAGAGGCUUUGGAGUUGUUGACGGAAAUGGAACUAAAUGGCUGCACUCCUGAUAAUUUCACUUACACAACGCUAAUCAAUGGAUUCUGUAACAAGGGCAAGAUGGAUGAGGCUGCCAAAUAUCUAGAGGAGAUGUAUGGAAAGGGGCUCUGCCCUGACAUUGUGACUUUCAGUUCAAUAAUUAAUGGGUUGUGCAAGCAAGGCUGGGUGAAUGAGGCUGCCAAGCUUCUAGAGGAGAUACGUGGAAGCGGGCUCAACCCAGAUACUGUGACUUUCAAUACACUAAUAAAUGGGUUUUGCAAGCAACGAAAAAUUGAGCAGGCUGUUAUGUUUCUGGAGGAGAUGCGCGGAAAUGGGCUCUAUCCAGAUACAGUGACCCUCAGUACAUUAAUUAAUGGGCUCUUGAUGCAGGGAAGGAUGGAGGAAGCUGUUAAACUUCUGGAGGAGAUGCGUGGAAGUGGGUUUUAUCCAGAUACUGUGAUUUUCAAUAAAGUAAUCAAUGGGUUCUGCAAGCAGGGAAAAAUGGAGGAGGCUGUUAAAUUGCUGGAGGAGAUACGUGAAAAUGGGCUCUACCCAGAUACUGUGACUUUCAAUAUACUAAUCAAUGGGUUUUGCAAGAAAGGAAGAAUGGAAGAGUCUGUUAAACUUUUGGAGGAGAUGUAUGGAAGUGGGCAUUACGCAAAUACAGUGACUUUCAAUACAGUAAUCAAUGGGUUCUGCAAGCAGGGAAGAAUGGAGGAGGCUGUUAAACUUCUGGAGGAGAUGCGUGGAAGUGGGCAUUACGCAGAUACAGUGACUUUCAAUACAGUAAUCAAUGGGUUCUGCAAGCAGGGAAGAAUGGAGGAGGCUGUUAAGCUUCUGGAGGAGAUGCGUGGUAGCGGGCAACAUCCAGAUACUGUGACUUUCACUACACUAAUCAAUGCAUUCCGCAAGCAGGGAAGUAUGGAGGAAGCUUUUAAACUUUUGGAGGAGAUGCGAGGAAAUGUUUUUUUCCCAGAUUCUGUGGUUUUCAAUUAUGGUUGUAGCCCUAACUCUGUAGCACUCCAGAUGGUGGCAGGGGAUUUCCAGCAUGAACUAUUAAAAUUGGCACAAUUAAGUGUUACCGUGACUGGAGAAAUUUUUCGACUAGGGGGAUCAAAAUUGCACCCUGUGAACCAUCAUCAGGAUGAUAGAGAGCUCAGGAGUAGAAAAAAAACACACAAUUAUCUAUCAUCCUUAGCUCUUUAUCAUCCUUAUGAUGGAUCACAAAGUGUGAUCCGUAACGUUUAUGUGAAUACAAGCACGGAAUCAAAUCCAGAAACAGCACAAAGAGAGUCAAUUGGCAGUAGCUCAUGGUCUUCUGUAAAGAUUAAGAGUGCACGAAUCAAGAGAGCCCAGCUCGCAGAUAAUCGGGAUAACACGUUUUACAGAACCAUAUCUAUUCUGGGUAUAGCGUGGAAGGAAGAAUCAAUGGAUUCUGCCGCCCUGCCAUUUACGAAUUCCUCGAUUAGACCACAUCCUGCCCCUCAAAAUAUCCAUUUGAAGCCCUCGAAAGUUUCUGCAACUUUCUGCAGAUGUGAACACAGCCCCCAAUCAUCAUCCUCAUUAGCGAAUGCAAACAGCGGUGCAGUUCGCCAGCUGCCCACUCGCUACACCUCAAAUAAGCUGUUCCGGGCCCUCAAGAAGGAAAAGGAUCCUUUGAAGGCCUUUACAAUGCUUCAAGGGGCCAUAACCCAAAAGGGGUGCAGUCCUGGCCUUUCAGUCUGCGAAUUGCUCAUUUAUCGCCUGGGCUGUGCAGGGCAUUUGGAGCAAAUGCGGGAUGUUUUGAGCUUAAUGAGUGAACCAACAGAGAAAGCCUUCUGCAGCGUCACUAUGAGCUACGCCAAAGCGCACAUGGUCGACCAGGCCCUUGGAGUCCUUGACGAAAUGGAGGUAGCACGAUUCCCACCCACUAACAAAAUCUACAACAUUUUGCUGAAUUUUCUUAUUAAUGAAAACAAGUUUACUAUGGUGGAAUCACUGUAUUCAAAAAUGAUGACUGUUGGGAUCCAACCAGAUGUUAAGACCUUCACUACAUUGAUCAAAGCCCAAUGUAAGGUUGGCAACAUGGCUUCUGCGUUGAGUUUGUUGAAAAAUAUGUCUUCCGACUUUGGUUUGGUCCCUAAUGAAGUAACAUACAAUACUCUUAUGGCUGGGUUUAUUCGGGCGGAUAGGAUAGAAGAGGCUUUGGAGUUGUUGAAGGAAAUGAAACUAAAUGGGUGCACUCCUGAUAUUGUGAAUUACACAACGCUAAUUAAUGGAUUCUGCAACAAGGGCAAGAUGGAUGAGGCUGCCAAAUAUCUAGAGGAGAUGCACGGAAACGGGCUAUGCCCCGAUAUUGUGACUUUAAGUUCAAUAAUCAAUGGGUUAUGCAAGCAGGGCUGGGUGAAUGAGGCUGCCAAGCUUCUAGAGGAGAUGCAUGGAAGCGGGCUCAAUCCACAUACUGCGACUUUCAAUACACUAAUAAAUGGGUUCUGCAAGCAGGGAAGAAUGGAGGAGGCUGUUAAAUUGCUGGAGGAGAUACGUGAAAAUGGGCUCUACCCAAAUACUGUGACUUUCAAUAUACUAAUCAAUGGGUUUUGCAAGAAAGGAAGAAUGGAAGAGUCUGUUAAACUUCUGGAGGAGAUGCGUGGAAGUGGGUAUUACCCAGAUGCAGUGACUUUCAAUACAGUAAUCAAUGGGUUCUGCAAGCAGGGAAGAAUGGAGGAGACUGUUAAACUGCUGGAGGAGAUACGUGAAAAUGGGUUUUACCCAAAUACUGUGACUUUCAAUAUACUAAUCAAUGGGUUUUGCAAGAAAGGAAGAAUGGAAGAGUCUGUUAAACUUCUGGAGGAGAUGCGUGGAAGUGGGCAUUACCCAGAUACAGUGACUUUCAAUACAGUAAUCAGUGGGUUCUGCAAGCAGGGAAGAAUGGAGGAGGCUGUUAAACUUCUGGAAGGGAUGCGUGGAAGCGGGCAUUAUCCAGAUACUGUGACUUUCACUACACUAAUCAAUGGAUUCCGGAAGCAGGGAAGCAUGGAAGAGGCUUUUAAACUUUUGGAGGAGAUGCGUGGAAAUCGGUUUUUUCCAGAUUCUGUCGUUUUCAAUCAGUAAUAAGUAGGUUAUGCAGAGCAAGACACCUAGACAAGGCAACAGGCUUACCUGAAAAGAUUGUAGGAGAGGGCAUUAAGCCUGAUGCUUUUACAUAUAUUACUGUAAUUUUAGGUCUGUGCAUUAUGGGGAGGUCCCAAGAGGCAAGAAGGCUUCUGGACGAAAUGGCUGUGACAUGAAAAAUUGCCCUCCGAAGCCUCCAAUAUUUCUAAUCUGGAGUUAUACAAGGGUUAACAGUCGACCUUGGUGAGUAUGUGGAUCAAUUGUUGGAGUUGUCGACCAUUGGAUGUAGCCCUAACUUUGUAGCACUCCAGAUGAUGGCAGGGGAUUUCCAGCAUGAAAUACAAAAACUGGCACAAUUAAGUGUGACCGUGACUCUGGAAAUUUUUCGAUUAAGGGGAUCUAGAUAAAUAUCUCUACAACCUGAAUCAUUUCCAAUUCAAUAGGUCUUGCUUUUUAUCGGAGGUCAUGUGAAAUGAUUUAGUAUCUUUGCAGUGACGAUUGUUUUAUGAUUUGCUUGGUUAUAUAGUUAGCGUAUUGAUGACUUCUGGUUUUGUUAAUGACCCUAAUAAUGUGGAGCAAGUUGAGAAUCUUUUAUUGGUGAAUUAUGUUGCAGCUAAUGACAGUUUGAUUUCUGUCACAUCUUAUAUUAAGAAUUUACCUCUGUGCUCUCAUGUAAAUUCUUGAACGACGCCAAACUGUUGGAUGAAGAAGAUUUCUGAAAGCUUUUAUACUUACAUGCUUUCCUUCAGUUCAAACUGCUCAAAUGUUUUGAAGAUUUAGUGGAAGAGUUGAAAAAUAUAUAUGGGGCCUAACCUUGAGCAUUAAAAGUUUUAGGUGAACAAGCUUGAUCAGAUCUACUGGAAACGCCAAUUGGACAACCUUCCACAAACACUGCCAUAUGAGAUAUUGCACAAGAUAUUAAAAGUAAAGUACAACUCUUUUAGUAGAAAGAUAGGAAGUGUUUUCGGAUGUUGCUCAUUACUUGGUGCAAGAAGACAAACAUUUGGCCUUGACAUAUUUGGAAUGACUAUAUUUCACUGCUUUGGUUUGCCUUGAAAUUCUCCUCCAUCAAAUUGAAUUUGCUGAUGCUGGUUUCAAUGAUGGAAUCCAGCACUAUAAAUGUCCAUUUCAUAGGGAAUUUGUUAUUCAGAUUGUAAGGGCAUUCUCUCUAUAGUCAAUAUCAAGUGCUCAACUAAUUUUCCCUUGAGUAUGAACA
This is a messenger RNA of Cryptomeria japonica (Japanese cedar), 5228 nucleotides long. Its product is annotated as pentatricopeptide repeat-containing protein At5g55840-like. NCBI's taxonomy places the organism in Eukaryota, Viridiplantae, Streptophyta, Pinopsida, Cupressales, Cupressaceae. The transcript is spliced from 5 exons. The record is from RefSeq and is a predicted model, not a curated record. Bases 155 to 4012 code for a protein of 1285 amino acids. Gene Ontology annotation, molecular function: protein binding.